Molecule: messenger RNA, 844 nt
Organism: Bactrocera tryoni
Lineage: Eukaryota; Metazoa; Arthropoda; Insecta; Diptera; Tephritidae
Product: serine protease SP24D-like
Exons: 2
Coding region: 4-765 (253 amino acids)
Biological process (GO): proteolysis
Molecular function (GO): serine-type endopeptidase activity
Source: RefSeq, a predicted model, not a curated record
GAUAUGUCGAGAAUAGCCUUUCUACUCUGCCUAGGGCUGAUCGCCUGGGCUAACGCGAAACCCCAAACUAGCGGACGUAUUGUCGGUGGUGAGUAUGCAGCCGAAGGAGCAUUCCCCUACCAAGUGUCAUUACGUUAUGAUGGUUCACAUAUUUGCGGCGCUUCGAUCAUCAGCCGCCGUUAUGUGCUGUCAGCAGCCCAUUGUGUCGGCGAUGAGGAUGCUGAAGGCAAUUACCUUGUUUACGGCGCUGAACAUUUCAGCAUACGUGCCGGCUCCGCUAAUCGUCUGCUUGGCGGUGUGGUCACAAAGGUCACCGAAAUUGUUGUGAAUGAGAAUUAUGCCAACUUUUUGCACGAUCUUGCCGUACUCACUUUGGAAACACCACUGAUUUACUCCAAUAAUAUACAAGCAAUCCCCUUGGCAAGUGCUGAGGUGCCAACCGGUGACAACGUUAUCAUUUCCGGUUGGGGUUACACGGCGACCAAUGCUUAUGCAUCGAACACGUUAAAAUGGAACACUGUCCAAACUCUGUCGAGAUUAUCGUGCUUGACUAGAAUCGGUAUGUCUAGUGAUGCGCUGCUCUGUUUGGGACAUUCGGUGGAUAAUGGCGCUUACUUUGGUGAUUCCGGUGGCCCGGCUGCAUACCAAGGUGAACUGGUGGGUGUGGCUAGUUUUGUAGUGGGUGGUUGUGGUAGCAGCAAUCCAGAUGGUUACGCGAAGGUUUUUAAACAUUUGGAUUGGAUUAAGGAGCACUCAGAUUUGUGAGCUUUGAACUGGGGUGGAACACUAUGUUUUACGAAAUUAUUGUAUUUUCGUUGCUGAAUUAAAAAGAGUUUUAAAAUAA